Molecule: messenger RNA, 252 nt
Organism: Diversispora eburnea
Lineage: Eukaryota; Fungi; Glomeromycota; Glomeromycetes; Diversisporales; Diversisporaceae
Source: the annotation of a GenBank genome assembly
AUGACUUCAAUUAUCAAAAAACUUAAGAAUUUUUCACCUGCAAACAUUAUGAAAGCAAGAAAACAAAAAAAAGAAGCAAAGGAGGCGGAGGAAGUUUGGUUUGGUCUAAACGACCAAGCUUAUAAAGAACUAAUGGCUCUGCCAAUAGACAAACAUAAAAUGAUAUUUCUAAAAAAAUUAAUAAAUAAUGAGUUUACAUAUAUCGAACGUGAAAUAGGAGGGAAAAAGUUGAGGAAGCUUGGUAUCCACUGA